UUCUUUCCAUCCUCUGUUUCUUGUCCUCUUCCUAUCUUUUCAUUUCCACUAUUUUUCCAAUUGUUCGAUCAUCCCUGCGGUAUUCUUGUCCUCCCUUAUCGCUGUGGGGUUGUUAGGUUUUAGCUCAUUCUCGCUGUGGGUGGGUACAACACCGUCAUUACUCUUACCACUGUC
Messenger RNA from Aspergillus ochraceoroseus IBT 24754, 174 nucleotides. RefSeq lists its product as uncharacterized. NCBI's taxonomy places the organism in Eukaryota, Fungi, Ascomycota, Eurotiomycetes, Eurotiales, Aspergillaceae. The annotation marks the transcript as partial. The transcript has a single exon. The record is from RefSeq and is a predicted model, not a curated record.